Molecule: messenger RNA, 3691 nt
Organism: Pocillopora verrucosa
Lineage: Eukaryota; Metazoa; Cnidaria; Anthozoa; Scleractinia; Pocilloporidae
Product: N-chimaerin-like
Biological process (GO): signal transduction; regulation of GTPase activity
Molecular function (GO): GTPase activator activity
Source: RefSeq, a predicted model, not a curated record
UUUUGGAACGACACGGGAAGUCGAAAAGAUGGGCAAGGCGACAGAGGAUCAGCUGCGUUUGAUGGUCAUGAAUAGAGAACGCCUUUAAAAGGACUUUUCCUUUCAUCCGGCGGGGGUUGAAAGUUGUAGCACACUGCGGUGCUGGAUCGGAAUGUCGACUGGAGUCGUGGAAAUUAUAAUUUUAUAACGUACACUCUCGAUCGUAAGCUUAGAAUCUGCCGAAAGCUCUUCAACCUUCACACUGAAGGGUCCCUGAACAAAUGUUUCAUAGGUUGAGCAAACAAAAAUGACGGAAGAAUUAGCAGAAGACGGUCGCUGUUACGAAACAAUCGAACAACCGGUGUGGAAGUCUUAUUUGUACAGACUUCAACAGAAAGCCCCCAAGGCAAGAAGAAUUGUGUGUACGAAUGAGAUACCCUUGAAGCCUGCUCAUUAUGGGAAAGAGUUUCAUGGAUGUAUAUCACGCGAGGAAGCUGACAAACUUGUGUCAGAGGCAGAUGGCUGCUACCUUGUGCGAGAAAGUCAGAGGUCACCAGGAAGUUACACUUUAACAAUGAGAUUUGGUGGAAUUUCAAAGAAUUUUCGUUUGUAUUAUGAUGGACUUCACUAUGUAGGGGAGAAGCGUUUUCAAACCAUUCAGGAUCUUGUGGCGGAUGGUCUGAUCACAAUGUACAUAGAUACAUACGCCAAGGACUAUGUUGAUACAAUGAUGAUAAGUCCCGGGAAAACUGAGGCCAAGAAAGAUGAGGGAAAACGAAGUGGUGGUGAUAUGAAAGAAAAUAAUGAACUGGCUAAAGAAACCUCAGAUGCCUCAGGGAAAGACCAGGAUCAAAAGCUCAGUUUUGGAAGAAGGGAGAGUGUAAAGCCAUCUGCUUAUGUAAAGAAGCAUAACUUUAAGAUUCACACAUUUAAGGGACCUCAUUGGUGUGACUCUUGUCGCAAUUUUUUGUGGGGUUUGAUUAUGCAAGGUAUCAGGUGUCAAGAUUGUGGCUUCAAUGCACACAAGCAGUGUGGAGAAGUUGUUCGUGAAGACUGCCAACCAGAUAAGAGAUAUGUGAAAAGAGUGUUUGGUGUCGACUUAACAACACUCGUCAAACUUCAUAACACCAAGAGACCUUUUGUUGUAGAAGCAUGCAUUAGGGAAGUGGAGAGAAGAGGAUUAGACAGUGAGGGAAUCUAUAGAAUAUCAGGUUUUGCUGAUGAUGUUGAAGCACUUAAAAAUUCUUUUGAUAAAGAUGGAGACCAGGUGGACUUGUCAGUGUAUGAAGACAUAAACAUUAUUUCUGGGACGCUCAAACAGUAUUUCCGUAUGCUUCCUAUUCCACUCAUCACUUUUGAUUUAUACAGCAAAUUUAUAGAUGCUGCAAAAUUGUCAAGCAGAAAAGAGAAGAUGGAGCAACUAUCAAAGGCUCUGUUACAACUUCCUGCUUCACAUUAUGAAACACUAAAGUUCCUUUUGGGACACUUGUACAGAGUAGCCAAAAAGAAAGAAGCAAACAUGAUGACUGAGGAAAAUCUGUCAAUUGUUUUUGGACCAACACUCAUGAGAGCUCCAGAUUCUGAUACAUCAGAUGUUCUUACUGACAUGAAAUUGCAAAGACUUGUAAUAGAGAGCCUCAUUACGAAUCAAGAUAUUCUAUUUGAUAGCUGAUUACAACAAGAAGCACAGAAGUUAGGUUAAGUUCAUCCUUAGGGUCGGAUGGCCAUUCUGGGUGAGGAGAAGUUAACUAGUUGCUUUGGAUCUAUUUAAACAUGGAGUUUUAUUAUUUGCUUUCUUACUGUAAAUCAAAGUGCUUUGGUAUCAUAUGCCAGUGGUAAAAGAAGACUUACAUAGGGAAUAACUCUCAGUAUGUGAUAAAAAAAAUACCAAUUUGUGUUGUUUCCAAGUGUGUUUCAUGUUAUUGGUUUUUUUUUUUUUUCAAGGUUGAUAUCUUAAUGAUAGAAGUAGUUUCCAAUUUAAUCAAAGAACCAUUUUGGCAUUCAAAUAGAACUGAUGUUAUAAGGCUGACCCAGGAGUGGGUAAAAUAAAAUACAUUCUGUGAUCUGAUUGGCUACCUGGCUGAAGAUUUGAAUUUUUUUCUAUGAAACUUAUGAUAAACUUCCAAGAAAUAAAAUUUUAAAUGGGGAACCUUUACUGAGGAGCCUCAGAAUCACAAAAAAAUAUAUUGCAAUGCACAAAUUGUUUUAGGGGUUAUAGACCUUAUAUAAUAUUUUAUUUAUCAUAACCAUUACAAUUUCCUCAAAUGUGAUUGGUGCAUCAGUUGCUAUAUAUUUCAUUAAUCACUCUGUACAGUAGUAAUCCAACAGUGUAAUUAGACAGUUGGCUGUUAUUGGACACCUGUAAUCCCACAGUUGAAGCAGCCAAUCAUAUUAAGUCCACUUAGCUAAAUCCACCAAUCACUGAAUUGAUCACAAUGACCAUAGCUACAACCACCUGCACUGAAAAAAAAAACUGGGAAAUUUCCAAAUUUUUUACUUUAGACAUUGUUCCAUUUGGAGAUAUUCAUCCCAAAUGUUUUUUUUUUUUUUUUUUCGGAAAUUUAAUGGUUAUGAUUAAUUAGUAAAAGGACUUCCUGUCAUCCAAUUCUGUCUGUAUUCAUACUCAUGAUUAACAAAUCAGACUCACUUGUAUGAUUACAGACCGGAUUGGACUCCACUUGGUCCUAUUACCAUUAUUAAUAAUUUACUUGUUUAAAAAGAUGUUGGGUCAUUUUAGACAUUAAAUUAAUUAGUUAUUUUUUAUUAAGCCAAAUUAUGCAUAGAUUUUGAUUGGGUCUUAUGAUCUAUUGGAGUACAGACAGAUAGAUGAUUUCACUUUUAACAACUUUUUUCUUUGUUAUGUAAAACACAAAAAUUCCAUGUUGGGAUGGGUCAGUUCAGUAAUAGAUCACAGAAGACAUCACAAUUUUGUUUUACCAAAAAUGUGAUCUGUGUGAUCUGUCUGAUCUGUCUGAUCUGUGUGAUCUGUGCGAUCUGUGAUCUAUAACGGAACAGAUGCAUGGAAAUAUGGAAUAUACUCUUUCAGAAGAUAUUAGGUUUUUUUUCCUGCCUCCUUUGAGCUCAUCAUGAUGAUUUUUUUUUUGCAUGAAUAAAUGCGUUUGAUUUAAUUCAAGGCAUGCAAACUUUGUCACGAGAGAUGUGUCGAUCAAUUCAAAGCUUCAACACACACCCCUGUGUGAAAUUUCAUCGAAGAUUUGGGCAAAAAUUGGGAUCAAAUGACCUACCCAAGAGCAGUGACCAAGCUUUAAAAUCCAUACCUUGUAGACCAUUUCUUCUGAGCCAAUACUCAGGAAAGUGAACACUACCUCUAAACACCUCCACGUUAAAAGAUAAAACACUUGUAUUCCAAAGACGUGACCCUUCUGAUUCAAACUACCCACCCUAGCCAGGCAAGGUUCAAAUUCCCCACCCCUGGACACAGACAACAGUAAAAUGCCCGUAGGUUGACCAGGGGGAUGUUGAAGCUUCAAAUUCAUCGGCCUUUAUUUGUUUAAGGACAUAGUUGAUUAUAAGAGCCACUUUGUAAAAUGAUUUUAUUGUUUUGCCACAAGUUAAUACUUUUUUAAAUUUGUCCCUAAUGUGAUGUGUAAUCUAGGCUUUAGCUUGAUAUUUUCUAAGGAAAUAAUAUUAGAAUUAAAGAAAAUAAUCUAUUAUUGUCUGAAGAAUGAAAUGGAUGAAUUAAAUCCAUAAC